AUGUCUGUAGUUUACAAUAAGACACCUCUUCUGCGUCAGUUUUUUCCAGGAACAAAAUCCAGAAAAUCGAAUAGUCUUCCUCAGUUCUUCUUGAAGUAUGAAUGUUUACAGCCAAGUGGUAGUUUUAAAAGUAGGGGAAUCGGUAAUUUAAUCCUCAAACAAGCUAUGCAAAUCCAUAAAAAAGGUACAAAAAGACCGGAAGUUUUCGCUUCGUCUGGAGGUAAUGCAGGUUACGCUGCUGCUGUCGCAUGUCAAAGAUUGUCAUUGCCAUGUACUGUCGUCGUACCAACAGCUACAAAACAAAGAAUGAUAGAAAAAAUUAAAGAUACUGGUGCUAAUGUCAUCAUUGAUGGAGCAUUUUGGAAAGAAGCUGAUCAAUAUUUGAAAAAGUCUGUGAUGAAUAAGAUAAAUAAGAAUGAGAUUGAUCCCAUUUAUGUACAUCCAUUCGACAAUCCUUUAAUAUGGGAAGGUCACUCCUCCAUUGUAGAUGAAAUAAUGGAUACACUUAGAGAGCAAAAGGUCCAACCUUCUAACAUUAAAGGUAUAGUAUGUAGCGUGGGUGGUGGUGGUUUAUACAACGGUAUCAUUCAAGGCCUUGAAAGACACAAGUUGGUUGAUAAAAUACCAGUUGUUGGUGUAGAAACAGAAGGUUGUCACGUCUUCAAUACAUCUUUGAAACUAGGUAAACAAGUCGAAUUCGAAAAAAUCACAAGCAUAGCUACUUCAUUAGCUACCGCCAGUAUAUCUGCAAAGACAUUUGAAAACGCUUUGAAAUACGGCACAAGAUCUGUCAUUGUCAAGGAUGCAGAUGUCAUUGAGACUUGCCUAAAAUACACAAAGGAUUACAAUAUGGUCACAGAACCAGCCUGCGGUGCGUCAAUCCAUUUAGCUUAUAAUAUUGACAUUCUAGAAAAUGCGUUAGGCACUAAGUUAACGAAGGACGAUACUGUCGUAGUUAUUGCAUGUGGGGGUUCUUCAAACACUUUACAAGAUAUGGAGGAAACCCUACUAAGACUAAGAAGCGAGGAAAAUGCUGCAAUGACACUACCAAAUCCAUUUUUGAAAGUCAACAAGGAAACGUUUUUAAAGAAUAUUUAA
This is a messenger RNA of Kazachstania africana CBS 2517, 1098 nucleotides long. RefSeq names its product L-serine/L-threonine ammonia-lyase CHA1 (gene CHA1). Lineage: Eukaryota; Fungi; Ascomycota; Saccharomycetes; Saccharomycetales; Saccharomycetaceae. The record is from RefSeq and is a predicted model, not a curated record. Gene Ontology annotation, biological process: L-serine catabolic process; L-threonine catabolic process. The transcript has a single exon. The coding region runs from base 1 to 1098 and encodes 365 amino acids. Gene Ontology annotation, molecular function: pyridoxal phosphate binding; L-serine ammonia-lyase activity; threonine deaminase activity.